AUUGAGUAAAAUUCUUGUAAAUUUCAAUUGCGUGAAAUAUUUCAUCCAACAUUUCAUCGUGCAGUUGAAAAGCCGAACCAUCUUCUCACCCCCACUCCGCCUCGCACAGAGCUGUCAAAGUCGUCGAGCGUGAAAGUGACAGUGGAGAGAUUUUUUCAACCAGAGAAUUUACAGGAUCUCAGAAAAGUUCCCCAUUUAGUAAUUUUGCAAGCUAGAUUUAUUGACGAAAGCACAGCAAAACAGUUGUAUUGUCGCAUAAGUAAUGGCUACGCAGAAGAUGAGAAAUGUCGGAAGUCUCAGUCAAGUGACGACGAUCUUCUUCGAUUUGGACAACACACUCAUUCCCACCCGAAAGGCGGACGCCAAGGCGUGCAAUAAGCUCGUGGAUUUCCUGCAGGAGGAGCACGCGAUGAGCCGUGAGGCUGCUCUCGUGGCCACCUCGACAUUCCUGCGCGCCUUCCGUCGCUGUCCGGACAAUGAGGAGCUCCCGCUGGAUGAGUGGCGCACUCAAUUGUGGGCAGACGCCCUGCCGGAGCCCUUCAAGUGUCUCAGCGGCGGCGUGUAUCGCACGUGGCUGCAACUGCGGCUGCGCUACAUGGAACCGACCGCUGAGACAGUGAAGCUCCUCGAGUCCCUGCGAGCGAACUUCCUGCUGGCGCUGAUCACGAACGGACCGAGCGCGGCGCAAUGGGAGAAGGUGAAUCGAUUGAAUGUUGCAAAAUACUUUGACUGUAUCCUAGUGUCUGGCGAUCUGCCGUGGGAGAAGCCCGAUGCCCGCAUUUAUCACGCAGCGUGCAAUCUUCUGGGCGUCCAAGCGCAACAGUGCAUCAUGAUUGGGGACAAAUUAGAGACUGAUAUUCAGGGUGGUAAACAAGCAAAGUUGGGGGCAACCUUAUGGAUCCCCCUGACAAGUGCCGAACGUGCCGAGCCAGAACUGGGCCUCAUGCCUGACUUUACCAUCCACAAUCUGUCGGACAUGCUGGCUGUCCUGCCUUGCGGGCAGCCCUGUGGACGCUAUGCAGCCUCCAGAAGCAGGUGCUCAUCCAUAGGCACGUCAGCAGCAGCAGCAGCUCGCCGCUCAAGAGUGCCAUACAAUCGCCGGGUCGCCUCCCUGCCGGACUUGGACAAUUGCAAUAGCAACAGCUCUGACGGAAGCUGAUCCGCCUGGAAAUACUUACCAAGGAAUCUAUUCAUCAUGUUGAGAAGUUUCCUAUUGAUGUAAUCGAAGAGUCUUCUGCGAGGCUCGAUUUUAAGUUGUUGUCUAAGAACUCAAAUCAUCUUUUACCGCAUUGUUUUGAGGUUAGAAGUUACAAGUUUGUUGGUUUUUUUCUGGUUGAGAUUAAGUUUGCAAUCGAAGUUCAAAUUACAUGAAAUUCGAAAGAAGAAGAAGCCUCAUUUGAUUAGAUUACCACUCGGCAUUGCGCAAGAGAUUCUUUUUUUAGAGAAUAGUAGAUUUUAUUUUGUUUGUGUUCUCAAUUCUAGUGUAACAAUUCAAGUACAAAUGUCAAUCUGAGCCAUAUAUUCUAAUGAUAUAGAUCUUUUUUGUUUUGAAUGCCUGAAUGGAAUGACAAAAUGAUGCAAUUUUGUGAUGUUUCUUCAGUCUGAUUUUGUAGAAUGAGUGCAGUUUGUGGUAGAUAAAGUGUAAUAUAUAAAUCAAUAAUUCAACCUAGGGUGCUAGUUUUGAGCGAGAGACCAAGGAAAUGCAGUUGAGAGAAGAAAUGUCUCGCAACUGUGAAGAGAUACUGAAUUUUCUGUACAUAUUUGCUAAGACUUUCUAUAAAGUGAUUUGCUGAUGUUGCGCAGAGGCCAUUGCGAAAAUGUUCAAUUAGAUGAAUUGAUAUCAAUUGUGACUAAAUACCUGAGAAACAACAACUAAGUAGCUCUUAAGUGGAGUUUUUGUAAUGUGUAGAAGGAAAAAGUGUAAAAGAGGAGUGAGAUUUGAAUAAAGGUAAAAUGACGAUAUUUGGAAA
Molecule: messenger RNA, 1970 nt
Organism: Phlebotomus argentipes
Lineage: Eukaryota; Metazoa; Arthropoda; Insecta; Diptera; Psychodidae
Product: N-acylneuraminate-9-phosphatase
Exons: 3
Coding region: 263-1159 (298 amino acids)
Molecular function (GO): hydrolase activity
Source: RefSeq, a predicted model, not a curated record